Molecule: messenger RNA, 3607 nt
Organism: Camelus dromedarius (Arabian camel)
Lineage: Eukaryota; Metazoa; Chordata; Mammalia; Artiodactyla; Camelidae
Gene: DYDC1
Product: DPY30 domain containing 1
Exons: 12
Coding region: 3028-3555 (175 amino acids)
Cellular component (GO): Set1C/COMPASS complex
Source: RefSeq, a predicted model, not a curated record
GCCCACCCUGCGCUCGGCACCGCGGGACGGCCACGCAUGAGCAGAGUCCCUUUCUCAGUUCUUUGUCUCAACAAUCCAGGCAGACACUACGAUACUGGUGAGCUUCUGGUCGCCAAUAUUCUGUGCCUAUUUUCAGACAUCCCUGCUGGAAAAGUAACCCUUCAUGACGGCACAGUUAGAGGAUGACCGGGAGCCCUGAGUUUGGUACAUUCUUAGACUCUGCCCUAUGCGCUCUUCCCUUGGCUAAUUUUAAUCAGUAUCCUUUCCUUAUCAUGAAAUAAAACUAUCAGCAUAACAGCAUUCGUGUCCCAGAUAGAAGAGCCUUGGUUGGGAUGAUAAGAAGCGUUGCCUUCCAAACCACAGGUAACCUGCUUUGGACAAGAUCAGGCUGCCACCAGCCAGUCCUUCUGAGAGAAGACGGCAGUUUCCUCCCUGUCUGUUGUCGCCUGGCCUCAUGUUCUCUUGCUGACAUCUCCAAGUGUCAACAGCUUCCCCUUGGUGGCGGGCUGCCAGGACACCCAGGGACCUGGUUGGAGCCCGUGGUUGCUGCAGCCCAGGAACAUUAGUGAGCUGCAGGUCAGUGGCAGGGCUGCUGCAGGAAGGGGCCAAGAGGUAGGCAUUCUCUGCACUCUCCUCAGCUUCACUGGAGGAAACGUCCCAUCAAAGCUGGCAAGAUCUCCUCUUUGGUGACUGAGCACCUCCUCCCCGAUUUUGCCAUGAAUGCGGUACCUGUGCCUCCAGUGAAUCAGCACCUGUUCUCCAUCCUUGGUUCUGGGCACACAGCCACAUGGUGAGAGCUGUGGCUUCUCUCUGGUCAGACACCGUGGGGAGCCAGGGAGCCAGGGAAUGGGACCAGGUCCGCCCAGGGCUCCUGACAGGGGUACCAUGACCCUGUUCUGCAGUUCUCACACUUCAUUAAGAGGUCUUCCCAUGUCUCAGUCAAUCGCAUGUGCUGUCUGUUAUUCAGCCCUACUGCCAUUCUCACACAUUUCUGAACAUCAGGAUACCUUUGUGUGUGUGCUGUUCCCCCCAGCCUAGACUGCCCUUCCUUAGGCUUUUCUACCUAUAAAACUCCUCAUCCUUCACCACCCAGGUCAAAUGUCUGUGUGAUGCUUUUCCUCACAUGGGAGUUAGUCCUGCUCUCCUGGGUUUCCCUCGGGUUGUUCCUACUUCUGUUCCCACACCACCUACCUCUCUCUGCCUCCUCCACUGGACGAGGCCCUCAAGGCUCGAGAAAGACAGGGUCCUGGCAACUGUUUUUCAGAAGAAUGGCUUGGCUCCCCCCAUAGCAUCCUGAAAUAGGAAUUCUGAUUGUGGCAAUGAACCCAGAGAGAGAGAGACGUUUCAAUGAAUCAGCCAGGUUUCACUACAGUUUUCUCUAAAGAGGAUUCUGUGAUUAGUGACUGAAGGUUCUUCUGCACCCCUGCCAGCAGGCACUCCUACACCGAAACGUUAGUCAUCUAACACCCGCCCACCACCCCACCGAGUCAUCGUGCUGAAGGCACGGGUUCCAGUAUUGAAAGGAACAUGCCUGCCAACCUGAUCCUUGGCCAGACCUUUCAACCAUGCUACUAAGGAGAGAAAAGCAAACUUUUCUUUCAAAGGAAAGUGUAUGGAUCCUAAAUGUUUUCCCCUGGAGGUGGACUGAAUUUGAAGAAUGCUUUUCUGCACAUCUGGCAUAUAAUUUCCCAUAUUUCGCAACAAGUCAAUGCAUAUAUCAUCCAGCAAGUGAUUUAUAUGAAUAGAUACCCAUUAUCUCUGCUGAAAGGGGUUUCUAGGUAAUGUUAUGACUGAAGUUCAUAAUGAGGCUACAGAAUGCCAGGACUUUCUCUGCAAGGCCCCGAUUUAUGGCUGUUCUGGUGAUACAGCUUUAGGACUUUGUUGAGUGCCAAAAUCUUAGCUCUAAGUGUCCAGACUUGCCAAAUUAAUGUCACCCUGCAGCACCCAAAGUGUUCAUUUCAAUUUGUUCACUCUUCAAGAAGCUCCAUGUUUGUUUAAAGAAAGCAGUAAUAAAACAUGUAACUGAAUUGAUUGCAUCUUAAACCUGAGAGUCAAGUUGGGUCUCGAAAAGAUAUUUGCACACCCGUGUUCAUAGCAGCAUUAUUCACAGUGGCCAAGAGGUGCAAGCAACCAAAUGUCUGUCAGCUGGUGACUGGUUAAACAAAAUGUGGCAUAUAUACACAAUGUUCAGCCUUAAAAAAGGAAGGAAGUCCUGUUACAUGCUACAACAUGGAUGAACCAUGAGGACAUUAUACUAAGGGAAAUAAGCCAGCCGCAAAAAGACAAACACUGUAUGAUUCCACUUGUACAAUGGAUCUAAAGUGGUCAAACUCACGGAAAGAGAAAAAUAGAAGGGUGGCUACUGGAAGGUGGGUGGACAUGGGAGUUCUUGUUUAAUGGAGUUUCAGUUUUGCAAGGGAAGAAAGUUCUGGAGCUCUGUUGCACAACAAUGAUCACCUUGUCUGUCUACUAUUUUACAAAUGGCACAGGGAUUUGCCCAAGGUCAUCAUCCGUAUUCAAGGAGACUUGACUCAGGGUUGGAUGCUGUUCGUGCUCCAGCAGCCUGACUCUCCGGUAGUUCUGGAGGAUAGACCCAAGAAAUUCCAUCUAGUGUCUGGAUGACUUCUGACCAUGGCUUCCAAAGGUCUGCUUUCCGGGAGCACUUCCUGGGACCUUCUUCCCUCUGGGAUGUUUGGACUUGCCUUAGGUUGAAAGGCAUCAGAAUGGGUUUCUUCUUGACAAAUAGAACUCCAAUAUGAAAACAGAAAGACCCAGAGAACCUUCCCUUUACUGAGACAUGCAGCAGGACUCAGCUAUGAUCCUGGCACAGGGUUAUUUGGCUGGUGCGUCAUGUUAUGAGUUCAGCUGUGUCAAGUAAACUCUUGUGGGAUAAAGCCAGCUGACUCAGCGGGCAUCUGAGGAAGACAGCGUCCAGGACGGCAAGGGAAACUUCGUUAUCAAAGAGCCAUUGAGUGAUAGCAAGAAAUCAAUGGAGGCCCACAAGAAGUUUUUAUUUAGCAGUUAGAAAUGGAGUCGGCGUAUCUUCAAAAGAAUCUUGGGACAUGUCUAACUCUGGGUCUUGCAGAAGUGGCAAGGAUGCGCCCAGUGGAUCCAAUAGAAUACUUAGCAUUGUGGAUAUACAAGUAUAAGGAAAACUUGACCAUGGAACAACUGAGACAAGAGGAAAUGGCCCAGUUGGAGCGUGAAAGAGAACUAGCUUUGAUGGAGCAGGAAAUUAUGGAGAAGCUUAAAGCAGAGGAGCUCCUGUUUCAGCAGCAACAGCUGGCAUUCCAGCUGGAGUUGGAAACGCAAGAAAAAGAGAGACAGAAAAUAGAAGAACUGCAGAGAGUGCAACAAGAGUUGGAGAAGAUGAGAAUGAGCUCGGAAAAUACAGUGAGGGGCGAAGAUACUUCACAUGGAGAGGAUGUAGCCGACUCAGGCAGAACGCUAGCUGAGAUUAGUGAUCGAUAUGGCGCACCUAACUUGAGCAGAGUGGAAGAACUCGAUGAGCCGAUGCUGUCUGAUGUUGCAUUAAACAUUGAUCAAGAUUUGUAGGAUCAACCAACCUAAGAACAAUAAAUUUUUCUUCUUGUUUCAAGUUUCAGAA